This is a messenger RNA of Columba livia (rock pigeon), 4993 nucleotides long. It is a transcript of the gene C21H1orf174, whose product is annotated as chromosome 21 C1orf174 homolog. Lineage: Eukaryota; Metazoa; Chordata; Aves; Columbiformes; Columbidae. The record is from RefSeq and is a predicted model, not a curated record. The transcript has 3 exons. The coding region runs from base 18 to 818 and encodes 266 amino acids.
GCGAGCAGCUCCACAAGAUGGCGAGCGCGGGCUGCCGCGCCCGGCCCAAGAUGGCGGCGGGCGGCGCCGGGGAGCGAGGCCGCUCGGAGCCCCGGCGGGUUCCCGGGCGCCAUGGGCAGGGGGCUCUGGAGAGCGGGUGCCCGAAAACCGCCGCUGCUCAGCCCGCGGGGGAAGCGCCGCCGCCCGCCUGCAGCCGCCGGCCGAGCUCGUGUUCUUCAUGCGAAGUGUCUGACAGACGACCCCCUAAGAGGCUAAAGUGUGAAAAAAAUAGUCUAGUAAACUCAGAACUAGAAGGUCUUGCAUGUGGAAGUGAAAACCUUGCUGCACUGGGGGAAACACCUCGAACACCUGAGGGGGAUCAACGCUCAGAAGAUCCAGGAGAGCACAAUGUAAUUCAACGGGGAAGAGGUGGAAGCGUUCCAGAGGCGAAGGGAGGCAAGCAGGAGAAGGAAGGCGAUGUGUCUGCGGAGCCGCACGCAGUGACAUGCGGCAGCGCCGCGUCAGGAACGCACGGCGAUGGCGAUGCGCCCGAUCCCGCGGGCAGCGAGGAGGAGGACGGCGGCUGCAGCGCGCGCUCCGACGGCUCCGGCUCGGACGCUGAUGUCCCGAGGGAGCCCGCGCAGCCGGACAACAGCGCAUUCCUGGACGAAGACAGCAACCAGCCCAUGCCGGUGCACCGCUUCUUCGGGGACGGCGAGUUCCUCAAGGAUCUGCCCGCAGCUGCGCUCCCAAGAACAAGGAUGAGCAGGCGAGAAUUCAGAAAGCUGCAUUUCAUCGCAAAGGAAGACGAGGAGGAGGAGGAAGAGGAUGUUGUCUAACAACAAACUGUAAAUAAAUGAAACCUUUUUUCUUUGCAAGCACAUAAUGACGCUUGGCUGUGUCACUAACAUAAGGUGUCUGCGUUUGCCUUUUCUUGAGAGGAAAACUGGUAGAGUUUGUUUCUCUGGAGUCGGCAGAUACAGAAUUCUCCCACCAUUAGCUGGGGCAGAUAGUGACUGAAUUUUCAGCUAUUUGGAAAAAAAUUGUAGUUUAUCAUUUUACCACUGAUAUUUAGGAAGAGCCUCAGGGCGUGUCACGCUGUCAGUGUGAGUUCAGCACUGUUAAUCUCUGCAAGCGCAGGACGUUUUUAUUGCGCAUCAGUUCUCUGAACAACCCCCGUGACACCGGGCGCGUCCCCGGCCGCCAGCGCAGCCCUGGGCGCCGCUUUGGAACAGCUGCGUCAUGCAGCCUGUGCAGGACUUUCUGUUCACUUCUAAGGGGUGUGAAUAGGAACUUCAUAAACAAAUACGCAGGUGGUGAUAAGGGAGGAAGGAAAGCUGUCGGCGCUGGCCUGGGGAGAUGAACGGGUAUCGAUAGCUGGGGACAUGGGUCAGUCCACCAAGCUGGUUAUUCUGGCUGGCGCUUCUAGAAAAUGCUGAGCAGCCUCAGAUGACUUCAGGAACUGUUAACUCACCCAGUGUUUAUGAUAAUACUUCUUUGAAAGUGUGAUUAUGCAAUAAGCUUCCAGAUCUUUAUUGUUAUAAAUAGUUUUUUCUAUGUUUCUAAAAAUAUAGAGAAAAUGUUAUCAGCAGAUGGUUUAAAUAAAUAUUAAUUUCUACAGCUAUAGGCUGUUAAACAUUCAGAAGUUGUAAGCCAAACGAAUUGUAUAUGCAUGACAUGUUAAUACAUUCACAUUUCCACUCCAGCUGAUGCAUUGUUUCUGUCAACGAUAUUUCUUGGCUCCUUUUCACUCUAAUCUCGUAACACAGAAAAACCAGAUUUUUUAAUAGCAUAUUCAUGGUUUUCAGCACAUCUCCAUCUUGAAGCAGCUCUCCCAGCUUUCCUUCAAUGCCGUACUUGCUACUGUCUCUUUCUAGCAAAUACGUCUUGGCACACACACGUUCCUUGUGGUUUCAGCACUGUGUAAGAUGGUUGGUAUGGGUGUGCCAGGCAGACCACGCUGUGUUUGUCAUCACAACCUUCGUGGUGCUGCCUUCCCCAACGCCCAAACAGCGCAGUUUCCACCUCGGUGACGGUGACGCAAUCUGGAGGGAUCAGUCCAGUGCUCUGCUAUUAGAAAUCCUGUCUUUAAAAUGCACCUGCUCACGUUUCGUAUUGAAAUGUCUGGGAUGGGGAUUUGGUUUGUUGUUUGAAGUGCAUCAGUACUCUGUGGUAACGCUCGCGCGCUUCGCAGCCGUGGUGGGUUCGGCUCGCCCAGCAGCGCUGCGGCACCGCGGUUCCGCGCGGGGUGGAACGGGGGCAGCGCCGUGCGGCACGACCGAGCUCUUCCCACAGCCCAGCUACUGACACGGCAGCGAGCAGCUCACCCUCCCUUCACAAACACGUUUCCCUGCGCUCAGUCUGGCCUGUAUCGGCCACACCGUAUUGCACCGACGAACCACUCCUGCAUCGCUGCCUCCACACACACACACACACAAAGAUGGUGCUAAUUUUUUUAUUUAAAAAAAAAUCACAUAAUUUACACUGAUAGUCACUAAAAGUUCAGUUUCUAUCGGCUGAUAUUUAAAAAGAAAUCAAGUAAAAACUGAUCUGUUUGCAUUUUGUUACCUGAGGUAGAAGUGUUUUGCAGAGCAAUAUUCUCUAAAGCACCAAGUAAACAUGAUCAUUAUACGGUAACUUGGCUUGUAUUUCUUAAGCAAACUCAAGCGAAAGAGGCAGAAGCUCUCUGAAAGGAGAGGGAAAGCACCGGGGAAGCUGGCAGAGAGCAAAGGUGGUAAAGCAAAGACGUGCCACGGCCCGGCCUCCCUGCCGGGAGACGCGCACCCAACGCAGCACCAAGAAACCGGAAUCCGCAAGUCCCCUGGGGUCAGUUUUUAAGAAAUGUCUGAGUUUCAUUUCUCUGUACUGUGAGAUUUGGACCUACAUUCCUCACGGCAAGAAAGCGAUCACAGGGCGUGACGGGCGGCUCCGGCCUCAUCUCUGCGCUGGCUCCAGCUGUGUUUCCCGGCGCUGCGCAGUGCGAUCGGCUGCGGUCAGCGGGGGGGCGGGACAGCAGAACGGGGAGCCACACAAGCACACGCUUUGUGAGGCUGCACUUGAAUUACUUAGCAAGUCUCUUUUGCCAGGGACUCCUAAAUCAGUUUUUGUUUAACAAACUAGAGCUAUUUAAGAAUCAUACCACGUGAUGUUAGUUUUAAAAAAGCACAAGUCACUUCAGAGGUAGCACUAUAAAAUCUUGUGGUUUUGCUUCCUUUCUCUGUAAAUUUUAGUUUUGUCACAGCUGAGAUUAUGAUUGGUUUUCUUAUGGCAAGCAAUAUGUACAAGUUUUAAAUUCUCCACGGUAAACAGCAGCUGAUAGAAGUACUCCCAGUUCACCUCCCUUCCAGCUCGUGUUUUGACAGCUUCUGCCAGCUCUGGGAUGACAGCACGUUUCUUCUCUAUUCUUCAGUACACAAAAGAGAAAACAAUAUUGCCAUCAAAAGGCUUUUUCGUAAUAAUCAAGUCUCUAUCUUCCUUUUAGGCAGAAUUUGAAUCCUUUCACCAUAACUAGGUUUAGGAGGAAAUCAGUUCAGCAUAUUAUGUUUGCUUCCCAAAUGCACAAUGCCUGAAAACGGGUCUGAGGGGUUUUGUCAGAGUCUCCACAAAGGAUUAACGCGAGGACGGGUGCGCUUCCGCACUAAGAAAACCCGAACAGAGGCAAAGCAGGAAUGAGGGACAACACUGAGAUCUGUCUUCAGGACGCCUCGCCUGCCUAAGAGGAGCACGGAACAGGUAGGUCUGGAUUAAUACUUGAUACGUACACGUGAUCGAGAUUCCAGGUGCUGAAGAGGAUUCUGCUUUCCCUGUUGCUGUAGGGGUUGAUGGAAUGCUUGCACGGGCAGUCAGCGCUGUCGAAAGGCCCCUGUAAAACACGACGGCUGCAGUGAGGGUACAACGCUCGUCACCAGCGCAGCCCUUCUGCUGGCCCUCACCACGGGCAGCUGUGACACUGCCGCCCUGCCAGACCCGAUCCCACGCCACACACAGCCCGUAACUGCCUCCUUCCCUCGUGCUGCCGCCAGCCCCGCUGCUGCCGCCGCACCACGGCCGUCCGGCACCGACCUGGCAGGAGAACCAGCCCUCCGCCGUGCACAGCCGCGCCGCCGCCGCCUCCCUCCUGUCAAAGUAGCACCCGUUGUACUUCACAGACUUCAGCUUGUCUGACAUCAGGUCCGUUAUCCCUUUAUAUGCGUCUCUUGCUGUAGGAUCAACAUGUGAAAUAAAACUGCUAACCUAGGAGGGAGGGAAAACAACCCCAAUCAUUCCUCGGUGCCUAUAGCAGCCUGAGGCUCUUUUCUACAACCAACGUUGCACUGUAAAAGCAUUUUAUAUAUAUGCGGGCAAAGAAUUAUUUUUACUAGAAGCUUGAAAAUAAGUUACUUCAACAGAAACUUUUACCUCUUUCAUGUAGCCUCGUAUUCUGCUUUCGCAACUGUAUCGCAGGUAGCUCGAUUUGUUCUUAAAACGAGACUGGAGACCUAAAGGCAGUUAGAUUGUGUUUUAACUUGGUGUUUCAGUGCUCCGCUUCUGCCCAGCUGGGGGUCCAGCCCUUCUUUGCACAAGCUCAGCAUGCACAGAUUAUUUUUCUUUCUCCCUUCUAUUUCACUGGUUCAACACUACCCUGCUCUUAGCACUCAAAAGGAUGAUGCAGAGCGUCUGCUUUGAGAGCAGUAGCUGGUAUUAGAGCUGUUAAAUGUUUCUCAUUAAUGUGCAUACACAGAACACCGAGGGAUUGUGAAAACAAAACCAAAUUUUUCAGGAGGAACUGAAACGAUGACUUAGGAAUGGGAGGCGGAACUUGCAAAGAGAGUAUAAAGAAAAUGUAACGAUUAGCUGGCUGAUGCAUGUAAAUGAUCAAUAUAUGAUUAGCAAACUGUUAAAAGAUUGUAAAUGCAGGCCUAUGUUAAUGGAGAAAAAUGUAUUCUGGAGCAAGCUUGGAUACAACAAUAGGGAACACUGCUUUUGUUACUGUUUUCUGAUAGUAAAUACACAUCUAUUCAAAAGAAACUUACAA